UUUCCUCUGCCCAUGGAAUAGAUGCGAGGAUGAUAAACUUCCAAGUAUACAUUGGGUUCUUGAUCUCGCAAAAGCAGCAGUUCUGAGGCAUGGAGUGCGAGGACUUGUAAUUGAUCCUUACAAUGAGCUUGACCAUCAGCGUCCUAUUAGCAUGACCGAAACAGAGUAUGUAAGUCAGAUGCUCACACUGGUCAAACGGUUUGCUCAACAUUAUGCUUGUCAUGUUUGGUUUGUAGCACAUCCCAGACAGUUACACAACUGGAUUGGGGGUCCUCCCAAUCUGUAUGAUAUAAGUGGCAGUGCCCACUUCAUAAACAAAUGCGACAAUGGGAUUGUUAUUCAUCGUAACAGGGAUCCAGAGGCUGGACCUAUUGAUCAAGUACAGGUUUGUGUUCGGAAGGUGCGAAAUAAGGUUGUUGGAACCAUAGGUGAUGCCUUUUUGUCCUAUAAUAGGGUAACUGGUGAAUUCAUGGAUAUUGUUUAAAUCACCUGGAAAGAAGACACGCAGUUAUGCAGUAUAUACUUGUAUAUUUUAUUAGGAGAGAGAGAGAGAGAGAGAGAGAGAGAGAGAGAGAGAGAGAGAUUGAGAUGAUGUCUUGUUGAAAUAUGCUUCCAUUCCUUUUACUGUUUAUUUCGUAUAUCUUUCUGAAAACUUUCCUAGAUUUAGAUCUGUGAUUGUAAACUGGUGUCUCUGCAAAGGCACUGAAUAGAUAGGAGACAUGCAUUAUUUGACA
Messenger RNA from Hevea brasiliensis (rubber tree), 734 nucleotides. RefSeq names its product twinkle homolog protein, chloroplastic/mitochondrial-like. The coding region runs from base 152 to 484 and encodes 110 amino acids. NCBI's taxonomy places the organism in Eukaryota, Viridiplantae, Streptophyta, Magnoliopsida, Malpighiales, Euphorbiaceae. Gene Ontology annotation, molecular function: single-stranded DNA binding; ATP binding; 5'-3' DNA helicase activity. Gene Ontology annotation, biological process: DNA replication. The record is from RefSeq and is a predicted model, not a curated record. The transcript has 5 exons.